AUGACGACAGUGCAUCUAACACAGCGCACAAAGGCUGCGCUGAAGAACCCGAACGUCUCUGAGGAGGCGAAGGAACACUCGCGCCAGGCAGUUGAAGACCUCGAGCAGCAGCCCGAGACUCAGCAGACUCGCCAGGGUUACAGCGACGACAAGGACGAGACCCGCGUCAACGCGGGCUUUAAGGCGACGCUCAAGAACCCUAACGUUAGCGAGGAGGCAAAGGAACACGCACGCGAUGUCCUCGAGGACAAAGGCGCGAUCUAA
Molecule: messenger RNA, 264 nt
Organism: Postia placenta MAD-698-R-SB12
Lineage: Eukaryota; Fungi; Basidiomycota; Agaricomycetes; Polyporales; Adustoporiaceae
Exons: 2
Coding region: 1-264 (87 amino acids)
Cellular component (GO): cytoplasm
Source: RefSeq, a predicted model, not a curated record